UCCGGACACCUAUUUUCCCCGUACGGAAACUCCGGGACGCCGGAGAACCACAACAUUGGAGAUUCGUGCAGGACUUGCAGGCGCAUCCCAGUGGAUCCUGACAGCCAGUAUUGGUUUGCGUUCUCUUUUGAAGCGGCAGACGGUGAACCUCACGAUUGUGUGGUAGUGAUAACAGAGACUUGCUCCCCCAGACCAGAUCUGCAGGGGAAUGCCAGAGCGGAUAAGGCAGCAAAAGCUGCUGCCAAACAAACACCGACCACUCAGUGUGUUGCAGUAACUAAUGAACCUCUGACACCUACAGCUGAUCUGCAGGAACUGCAGACAAGAGCAACGGCAGAGGAAAAAGCAGUGUGGCGAAAGGCAGGCUGCACUGUCAUGGACAAAGUGUGGUAUGGACCAAGUGGCAAACCAUGCUUACCAAAGUAUCUGUUCCAUUAUUAUGCUGUGUUGACCCAUGGGCGAGACCAUGGGUCAAAGGGGAGCAUGAUGCUGAAGGUGAACAGGUACUGGUUCACAAAGGGGUUUAAUAACAUCUCUCAAAAAGUUUGCCAAAAAUGCAUUGUUUGUGCAACCAAUAAUGUGGGGAGAAGUAUUCAAAUCCCACAGGCGGCCCAUGUGCCUCCUGAGAGACCCUUUGAACAUCUGCAGAUGGAUUUCAUUGAGCUGACACCCAGUGAGGGAAAGAAAUAUUGUUUGUCCAUUGUUGACAUGCAAUCUAAAUGGGUAGAGGCCAUUCCAACGGCCAAACAGGAUUCAGCAGCAGUAGCAAAGAGUCUAAUACGAGAUAUCGUCCCACGCUGGGGUAUUCCAGAUAAGAUUUCCAGUGAUAACGGUACACCUUUCAUGAGCGCAGCAUUGAAGAGUGUAGGAGAGUAUCUUGGUAUUGAUUUAAAACAUCAUUGUGCUUAUCACCCAGCCAGCGCAGGAGCCGUGGAGAGGGAGAACAGUUCUCUGAAAAACAAGCUUGCUAAGUGUUGUGAUGAGACAGGGUUGCCCUGGACAAAAGCACUGCCCAUUGUUCUGAUGUACAUGAGAUCCAUGAUAAGAAGCAGGGGGGGUCUCAGCCCUUUUGAAAUCCUAUUUGGCAGGCCAUUGAACACUGGUAUUGGGCCAGUGAAAAGACAAAUUCCUGACACCAGCCAAUGUGAGGAUGAGAUGCUACGCUAUUGCACAAACUUGUCGUCUGUGCUUUCUGAUAUUCACAAACUGGUGAAGGAAGCCAUUCCAAAGGCUGCAGAGAGGAAACUGCAUGACUUGGAGCCUGGUGAUUGGAUCGUGGUGAAGGAUUUCAGACGGAAGAACUGGCGGGCUCGCAGGUGGAAUGGUCCCUACCAGAUCUUGCUCACCACUGAAACAGCUGUAAAGGUGGCAGAGAGAGCUACGUGGAUCCACGCCACCCACUGCAAAGUGGGACUGAGAGGCCACGGGGACGGGGUGCUGCUCGCUGUCAUCAUUGUCCUGUCAUCAGUCUCACUAAUGGAAACAUUCAAAUCACAACUAACCCCAGAAGAAGGAGGGGUUAAAAGGGAGGUGCCAUCCAUCUUCCCCAACAUCCCAGCUCAGCUGGAAGACAACGCAUGGUAUGCAACUAUACUGACGACCAGAAAAGUGACUAACCAGAGCUGCUACGCCUGUGUGCAGCUCCCCCAUGGGGUGGGGGAUUCCAUCCCAGUGAAACCCACACCAUUAAAUGUCUCUGAGACCCUAGGAGUCAUGGUGGCAUUCACCCGGGGGGUUACUCUGCAGAACAGAACAGUGAGAGACAUGGGAGCUGCACUCAAGCUAUGUAACAUCAGCAUCACCAACUACGACGGCUCCACAGCCAGGUUUUGGAACAUGAGCCAAAUAACCCAGCAAGGAAUUCAUCGGCCCAUCAUGACUACCAAUCCAACUUCCCAGGCCGGUACGGUUGGAUUCACCAGACAGUGCUACACGUCUAGAGAUCACUUCCUGGGGACUUCAGCAUGCAAACAGAUUGUCACUACAACAUGCGGCACCGGGUGGAACAAGGGAGGCCGAAGCGAAUGCAGGGGACCUCAGCCAUACAUCGCUCAGCUGAAUCUGACUGACACCACCAGCUUACACCGCCCAGGAAGCGACAAUCCCAUCGUCCUGAUGCCUACGGAGGAUGGAUUUGGAUCCCUAAGAGAGCACAUGUUUAUCAAUCCCUCAGACCGGGGUGGUGUGGCACCUGCUACCUUGCUAAGCUGAUAACAUCUGUGAACCUUCUACCCACCAUCACUCAUUUUCACACCCACUAUGCUCACUAUUACUUACCACACAGAGCACGGCGAUCCCCUACGAGAGUGUCACCGGGGGAGAAAGGAAUCAGUGGCAUCCUCCCCUGGUGGUGGACUGUGAAUAAUGCACACAAGAUAGACCACCUGGCCAUAGAUCUUGAGAACUUGACGGCACUGGUAGAGGUAGGGUUUUCCACUCUCACUCCUACCAUGCAGGGGAUCAAAAACGUGGCCCUGCAGAACAGAAUGGCUUUGGACUUGAUGCUGGCUAGUCAAGGAGGAGUUUGUCAUAUUAUUGGGACUGAUUGCUGCACCUAUGUUCCAGACAUCAUAGACAAUAUGACUCAUGUUGUUUCCCAUCUGAACGACCCGCUGCAUGAGGAGAAAAGCCUAGACUCCCAGAGUGUGGGAGGAUGGGAUAUGUGGUCAUGGCUGACUGUGGGAGGAUGGAAGAGUGUGUUGGUGAAAAUGUUGGCACCCGUGCUCCUAGUUAUUGUGCUCUUCCUCCUUUUGACCUGCUGUGUAUUCCCUGCUUCAGAUCAAUGAUUGCUACAGCAAUUAAAUCAUCUAUGGGUCAGUAUAUGAAUAUGCCAAUAGAAACUUCCAGCUCUGUUGAAUGGAUUCCACCGUUUGACAAUGAGAUGAUUUGAGGAGAAUAAAAUUGUAUGUAACCACACUGGAUUUUGAAGUAUGAUGCGAAUUUAGAAUAAAAUGCUCAUGCAUGCUCAUAUAUUACUGCUAGAGCUAUUUACCUAAUGGUUACAGUUAUAAUAAUAAUAAUAGUUCUGUUGUUUUGCUGAUUCACGCAUGCUUAUUGGUUAUAACUAACACCAAACGUUUUUUGGUGUAGUCUCUCAUUAAAUUUUUUAGUUCAUUUCUUUUUGCGUCCAUUUACAAUAAUAAUGACUGCUAAUGACAGGCUACUGAAUUGAAGGUUGCUUGAUAAGCUAAUGAUAAGUAUAUGUGGGGUUUUCUUCCUUUGACACUUGAGGUUUUCCCCACUUGUCUGGUUGUUUCCUACUUAACGUUUGCUCUUAAUUAUUUUGAUUAGCAUUUAUUUUAAGAUGAUUUUAUGCUAAAAAGGGAGGAAUUGUAAUGGCAAGAACAAACGGACUCUCUGAUAUAAUAACAUACAGAUGUUAUUAUAAUUGUUUGGCGU
Molecule: messenger RNA, 3399 nt
Organism: Siniperca chuatsi (mandarin fish)
Lineage: Eukaryota; Metazoa; Chordata; Actinopteri; Centrarchiformes; Sinipercidae
Exons: 4
Coding region: 376-2211 (611 amino acids)
Biological process (GO): DNA integration
Molecular function (GO): nucleic acid binding
Source: RefSeq, a predicted model, not a curated record